AUGGCAGUUGGAACAUGGCUUACACCUUCGUUAGAUAAACCUGUUGUUGAUCUUACUAUAUACAGGAGCAUGAUUGGUUCGUUGCUUUAUCUAACUGCAAGUCGACCUGAUAUCAUGUUUUCUGUUUGCUUUUUCAUUCAAGCAUACUCAGAUUCAGAUUUUGGAGGUUGCAGUCUUGAUAGAAAAAGUACAAGUGGCGGAUGUCAAUUGUUAGAUGGGAAGCUUGUUAGUUGGCAAUCGAAAAAGCAAACUUGUGUUGCAAAUUCAACUGCUGAAGUAGAGUAUGUUGCGGCUAUUGCUUGCACUUCUCAAAUCAUAUGGAUCCAAAGUCAAUUGCGAGAUUAUGCAAUAAAUAUGAAAAAGAUUCCAUUGUGUUGUUAUUCUCAAAGUGCAAUACACAUUUGUCAUAAUCCAAAACAAGUUCUGUUCCAGGCCAAAUUUCGAAAGAAUGAAAAGAAGGUGUUGAGGACAAGUGUCAAUUCAGAGUUUGUGUCUAAUUAG
Molecule: messenger RNA, 501 nt
Organism: Lactuca sativa (garden lettuce)
Lineage: Eukaryota; Viridiplantae; Streptophyta; Magnoliopsida; Asterales; Asteraceae
Source: RefSeq, a predicted model, not a curated record